This is a messenger RNA of Eublepharis macularius, 5540 nucleotides long. RefSeq names its product tumor protein p53 binding protein 1 (gene TP53BP1). Gene Ontology annotation, molecular function: histone binding. NCBI's taxonomy places the organism in Eukaryota, Metazoa, Chordata, Lepidosauria, Squamata, Eublepharidae. The coding region runs from base 11 to 5419 and encodes 1802 amino acids. Gene Ontology annotation, cellular component: nucleus. Gene Ontology annotation, biological process: positive regulation of transcription by RNA polymerase II; DNA damage checkpoint signaling. The record is from RefSeq and is a predicted model, not a curated record. The transcript is spliced from 25 exons.
CGGUGGCUCGAUGGCGCUCGGCGGCGCCCCACCGCUGGGCCUGGGCCUCUCGCAGCCGGGGCUGCCCCAGGAGGAGCCGCCGACGCCGACGCCCUGCCUGCUGGUGGACGACUCGCAGCCCGGCGCCACCGCGGGGGACGCCCCGCCAGCGCCAGGCCUCGGCCUGCGCCCGCCCUGCGAGGAGAGGGAGCCCGGAGGCGGCCAGGAGCCCCCUGAGGGACGGCCCCCGCCUGGCCAGGGGCCGGGCCUGAGCCGCCCCCCAGGGCCGGAGAAGGAGGAGGGCUCGUCGGCAGAGCGCAGCGGCGGGCAGGCCUCUCCGCCGCCCCCUGUCGUCGCCUGCCCUCCGGAGGAGGCGUCGCCCGAAGCCCUUAGCCCCGUCCUGGCGCCGCUGCCGCGGAAAAGCAGAGAUGAGGCGACAGGGGCAGAUGCCCUGGAGUGUGCUCCCCACUCUCUCUGUACAGAAGAUUCUAGCACAUCUCAGUUGGGCUUUGGUGCCCUAGAACUCUCCCAAAGCCAGGAUUUAGAGAGCGACAUGACAGCAAGCAGUGUGGACAAGGAGCGGGUGCAAUCCAGAGACACAACUUUGGAAGAAGAGGAGAAAGCUAAAGGCGAUCAUAAUACAGAAGAACCUGGUGAAACAACAGGGUUGGGGAGUGAUUGCAUUGAAAGCUCACAGGUCAUGUCCACUAGCACACCCAGAAAUCUGCAACUCUGUAAAGAAACCACCAGUGGCCCAAUACCUGCUUGCGGUCACCGGGAGAGAAGGCCAGAAGCAAAGGAGCCGACGCGUUGGGGUUCUCCUGGUGUUGAGAUCUUGUCUACUCAAGAAGAUAUGUUUGACCAGACUAGAAUGACAGCUUCAAAUGGUGGCAGUAGUGUAUCGAAGGUAGAAGAUGCAAGCUCUCUAACGCACCCUCCUGUUGAUUCUCUGUGUGUCCUUCACCUCUCUGGGCAGGGUCCUCUUUUCACUGGUGCUUCUGGUCUUGCUACGCAUUCUCCUGAAAGCUUGCAAUCCGUACCUCUCAUCAUCCCAAGAAGCCCGACAGAACAAGCAUCGGAAGGAAGGGAGCAAAAGGAGUCAUUGGAUACGAAGAGUCCAGGGCUUCCUCAGGUCUCCACUCCUGUCUCCCACAGCAUCCCUUCUGUCGCUACAGGAUUCAUUCCCGUACCAUCACAGCCAGAGUUUUCCCAUGACACCUUCUUUCCAACGCCAAGCUUGGAGGAAGGGCCAGAGACACAAGCUGAGAAAAGAGAGAGCUCUGAAGGCCUGGAGAAAGUGACCGAAGCAUCUUUAACAGAGGCCCGCUCGGAAGCUUGCACGUUGGUGCAUUCUGCUGGUGAACACAGUCAGCUCACUAAGACAGAGAGUAGAACUCUGCAGGCGGAGGACAAAGGGACAGUGGCUUGCAAAACUCUGGCAGAACUUAGUGGUAACAUGCAGCAGAGGCUUAAUAAGGACAGUCAAGCCUUGCAUGUACAGACAAAAGGAAGCACCUUCACUGUCCAAGCUGGGGCCUGUAAAGAUCUCGGAAAUCAACCUCGUCAAGGGAACUCCUUGAAAAAAGAAUCUUUGCCAGUGGAGUGUGAAGCUACCUCUGAGAUGCCACAUGAGGGAGUGAGCGAAUCUAAAUUAUCAAGUGAGGAUGGAGCUUCCUUCCAUUUGAUGCUUUCUCAAGAACCGUCCCUUUGCCAGGAAGGCAAGGUAGCAGGACAGAUGGAAUCUGCUGCAGUUUCAGCCAAAGAUUCCUCUCAACAUCUGCCCAGGGUGACUCAGAAGGGGGGAGAGGUGCAUGCAGGAAGCUCAAAAAAAGACUCCUUGGAGGAAGCUGAGGCUGCCAGAGAAGGGCAUAGUCCCGAGAUGCUGAAAUGCUCCGAUUCCCAGGUCCAACCUGACAUGGACAGUAAGAGGUGCCAGGGGAAGGUCGAUGUCCUGAUGCCACCUGCUGAAAUCUCUGCAAGUGGAAGUAGUGAGGAAAGCUGUGCAGAGGCGGCACAGGUUGAGGAGGACGAGGGCCUUGUGCGGCUCCCAAAGGAAGGGGUGGAUGUGAUGAAAACCAGCCAAGGCAGCACGCUGGAGAGUCAAGCUGACGGGGGGCCUGUUGCCAUUGCGGAGAGCCAGCUGACUCCUGAACGAGAGAGUGCAGUGCUGGGAAACCGGCCACUGGCUGGGAAAGGGGAUGAAGUGGUGACUCUGCAACAGAAAGCCCAUCCCGUGAAUUCAGAGAGUCAUGUGGGGGACCAGCGGGAGCCGCGUGUGCCGGAGGAAGAGGAGCAGCUGCAGCAAAGGGCGCCUGACCUCCCUGCUAGCCUGCCUGGCGAAACUCUGUUUCAUUUCACUUUGCUGAAGGAGGGAGCUUCCCUGACGAACAUCACUCCACCUCUUACUGGCCAGCUUAAAAAGGGCCCCAGGCGACACAGCACUCCAAUUGUGAUUGGGAACUGCCCAGACAACACCAUAGCAACCAGUGAUGUCACUGCAGAGAGUGCCAAUGAUGUCACAGUGGAGAGCACUGUAGCUUCUGCGGAGAUGGAGGGAAGUCCCAAGGAGGAUUCUGUAGCUGUCUGUGAAGAUGAAGGAAAGCUCUCCUUACGAAUGAACCUCACAACCCCGGCCACUGAGGAGAGUGAGUCUCUCCCCUUCAGCCUGGAGAAGCCUGCAGCCAGUGAAAGGAAGAAUGGGUCUGUGGCUGGUGCUGUAGCCAGUUCUCAGAAGAUGCCAUCUGUGUUCACUCGUAUCUGUGAAGCUCAACAAGACGACGAGAUUCAAGGGCCAAAGUUACCUUGUUCACCGAUCAGAGGCGAGCUGUUCAGUUUGCCGAGCUCUCGGACAGAAGAGAAACCACCCAAAACAUGUCUGAGCCAACAGUCUCUGAAGUCUGUGAGUUGUGAACAGGCCCUGGACUUGAAAAUGGGUGUUAAGCAGUCCAUGAGCUGUGUGAAGGAGGGAGAAGCCAUGGAGGUAGUGGAUGCAGGGGCUCAGGAGGAGGAGGAAGGAAGUCGGUCCUGGAAGAUGCCAGGUUCUGCACUUUCUUCCGAAAGAAAUGAUGAAGACCGAGUGCUUCCAGUUGUCAGAAGCAGCAAGGGUGUCCAGACUGCAGCGGCAUCUCUCUGUGAUCCAGCAGUCUUUGUGUCAGCGGCUACGCAGACAGCAGCUUGCAGUCAAGUGGACGUGGGAACAAGCAUUGCUGGGUUGAGGCCCACAAGUGGUCCGGGGAAGGAGCCGCAACCUCCAGACAACCAGAGUGAAUACUUGGAUUUGCCCAACUUGCCUCCUGGUAGAGUCUUGCGGCGCCAUGUCCGUACAAUCCGCGAAGUGCGCACCGUUGUCACACGGGUCAUCACAGACGUCUACUACAAGGAUGGGGCUGAAGUGGACCGCAAAGUGGUAGAGGAGACUGAAGAGCCCGUGGUGGAGUGCCAGGAGUGCGAAGUGGAUGCCUCUCCCUCCCAGACAGGGGGAUCCUCACUCACUUCUGGAGACCUUGGAGACAUCAGCUCCUUUUCCUCCAAGACCUCAGGCCUCCAGCACUCAUCCAGCGGAGGGAGCAGUGGCUUGUCAGUGAUGCGUAGCACUGCAAACUCUGGGCAUGGAGCUGGGCUCCUCAGAGCAGGAACAUGCAGAAGACUGGAGACCGGAGAGUUGGUCUUGCCUGCCGUCAAGAAACUGAGCCCUAAGAAAGGGGGCGGCCAGCCCCGUUCACCUGUGCAGCAUGACGAUGGGGCAGUGGAAGAGCAUGGCCUCAGCAACCAACAGGUUGGGAAAGCACCUCUUACCCCCCGUGGGCGAGGAAGACGUGGCCGGCCCACCUCACGGUCACCUGGAACCAGGAGUGGUCCAUCAGCAGCGGAAGAUCUCUCAGCAACAGCCUCACUGAAAGAGAAGCUCAGCUCUCACGUCUCAGGCUGCCCUGUGGAGAGGCAGGAGCAGGCUGACGCCCCUUUCCGCCGCAGUGACUCCCCUGAAAUCCCCUUGCAAGAAGGGCUGGCUGUCUCUGACUGUGCUGGGAACAGCUUUGUGGGCCUCCGGGUGGUGGCCAAGUGGUCCUCGAAUGGCUACUUCUAUUCUGGGACCAUCACACAGGACGUGGGAGGCGCCAAGUACAAGCUGCUCUUCGAUGACGGCUACGAAUGUGAUGUUCUGGGCAGAGACAUCUUGUUGUGUGACCCCCUUCCACUGGAUACGGAGGUGACUGCACUCUCCGAGGAUGAGUACUUCAGCGCAGGAAUAGUGAAGGGGCACCGCAAGGAAUCUGGAGAGCUCUUCUACUGUGUGGAGAAAGACGGGCAGAGGAAGUGGUACAGACGGAGAGCUGUCAUUCUGUCUCUGGAACAAGGGAAUAGACUCCGGGAGCAGUUUGGACUCGGCCCGUAUGAACCUAGCACACCCCUGACCAAGGCAGCCGACAUCAGCCUAGAUAACUUGGUAGAGGGAAAACGGAAGAGACGCACCAAUCUUGGCCCGGCCAGCACAACGCCAACACGCAAGCACCCUGAGAGUCCUCAGGUAUCACACAGGCCACUGACUGGCAAGAGGAAGCUGAUGGCUUCCGAAGAAGAAAGAUCUCCAGCCAAGCGAGGGCGGCGAUCAGCCACUACCGCAAGAUCAGGGGAGAUGACGGGUCAGCCCAGCAGUAAAGACUCCGGAGACCUCUUGGCACUUGAUCAACGAUGGGGGCCUUUGCCCCACAACAAGACCCUCUUUCUGGGAUACGCAUUUCUCCUUACAGUGGCAAAUCCUAAUGAUAAACUCUCCAGCCACCAAAAGCCUGCCGCAAGCAGUGAAGAGGAGGAAGAAUUCUCAGAUACGACUCCUUACAACAAACACUACAUUGAGUUACAGCUGCAAACUGGAGGUGGUUUCAUUCUGGAGGAAUUCAAUGACAGCCAGUGUAGCGCAGCUCAUCAGUGUCUCCUGAUAGCAGACCAGCAUUGCCGGACCCGGAAGUACUUCUUGUGCCUUGCGCGAGGAAUACCCUGUGUCUCACACGUCUGGGUCCAUGACAGUUGUCACGCCAACCAGCUUCAGAACUACCGCAAUUACCUGUUGCCAGCUGGCUACAGCUUGCUGGAGGAGAGACUACUGGAGUGGCACCCCCGAGAGAACCCGUUCCAUAACCUGAAGGUGCUUCUGGUAUCAAAUGAACUGCAGGACUUUCUGGAACUCUGGGCCGAAGUUCUCAUGAUUGGGGGAGCAGCUUCCGUUAAGCAACAUCAAUCAAACACUUGGAGUGCAGAUGUUGGUUUGGGUGUGUUUGAUGUGGUGGUGACCGACCGUUCCUGCCCACCUGUCGUCUUGAAAUGUGCAGAAGCAUUACAGCUGCCUGUGGUAAACCAAGAGUGGAUAAUCCAAAGCCUUGUUGCUGGCGAGACUGUUGGCUUUAAACACCCACAGUAUCAACUGGAGUGUAGCCACUGCUGAAAUGCCUUUCUGCUUUGUGAAGAUACAUAAUGUAGGAUUCAGGUGUCUGUCAGUUGACCUGUGCAUGAUGUGCUAUAGUUAACUGCUGGCGUUUUAUGAAAAUAAAUGCUGAUUUUUUGUU